UGUUGAUUUGGUUAAGUAAUAAGUAGCCCGUUAUAAGCAGCGGCUCGUUUGCAAGGUUCAAAUAAACCUCCACAUAUCAAUAACAUCCUCAUCAGAGAUUCAGAGUCUGAACUACGCGCCAAAAAUCUCAGAAUCCAACUACACACGUAAAUGCCAGUUCAUCGAGCAAUGCCUUCACUGCUUCUCUGUCUUUUCCUGAUCAGAAUCGAUCAUCAGACACGAAUCCCAGUUUGUUUAUGAAAACAUAUGCAGCCGGCCAAUCACGGAGAGGGAAAGAGAGUGAGUUCAGUUUCGAGUAAUGGAGGGUUCUUCGAUGGUGCGCCAACAAAUGAUACAGUUCCUGCUCUUCUCCUCUGCUCAACUUGGUGUUCGUCCAAUUGUAAAGUACACGGCGUUAUCCUUGUAUGCUGAGCGGUUCUACCCUUCUCUUAACAAGUUGUGGUUCUAGGAAAGCUAGGUUUAUGCGGGACAACAGCAAAAGAAAUUGGCUUUUGCAACCUUUCAGGGAGAGCAAUAUGCAACUUUUUGCCCUCAUUUCUUUAUGGAUCUCAAGCAAGAUUCAUGAAUCUUGUCCUCUGUCUGUUAAAAGUUUGAAGUCUUUGGGAGAUGAGAUUAUUGGGGAACAACAUUUUACCAUACGCGAUUUCUUGGAAUCAGAGGUGGUCUUUAUGCAGGUGUUGGACUUUGAGAUUGGUGUUUCAAAUAUUGCUUUUUUAUUCCUGGAAGAUCUUUUAAUUCAGUUCAGGGAGCUAGCAAGAGUUGGGGAACUAGUGAACUUUGAAACAUGCAUGAAUAUCAUGGAUCUUCUUUACGAAACAGAGGAGACAUCAUCACUUUAUGCAUCUCCUUGUUCUCUUGCAGCAUCUAUCUUGGUGGCCUCAUAUGUUAUAACAGUACCUAAGCAGCAGUGGGAGUUUCCACUUCUUCCAUGGGUGAAGUUUGUGACUUCGUACAAGGAAGAAAGCAUUGAAAAACUGGUUAGAACCAUUCUUGAGCAUGUAUUGAAGGACCAUCUCUUGGAGAAGAAAUCAGUCUUGGAGGAAAAGGUAUGAUAACUUUGUUCAAAGGUUCAAGCUAUAUAGGGAUCAGAUCAAAUCAAGAGGAGACAUGAGAGUUGAGACAUGACAUGAUUGAUGAAUUGGGCAUGAACCACUUUAUCAGGGAUGGAAGUAGGGUUAGAUCCUCUAUACAAUGAAAUGAAGAACGUGUGAUUACAGUCACCUGAGACAUUUUAAUAAAUGCAUUUCAGGACUGUCAAACACUUUAAGAUGGUGGACUCCACCAUACGGCCACUUGAUGCCUUUACAAAGUCAUGCACUUCUACUGGGUUUCUCCAAGGUUCUGGGCUCCACCACACACACCAUUUAAUGCCUUUACAAAAAGCUAUGGAUUUCUACUCGGUCCCCUCCCCCAUCCUCUCUCUUUUUGUGUGUGUAUGUUCUGCUUUUGGGUGUUUAAGGUAGCUGCCAUUGUUUUUGGUUGGAGGGACUCUGGACAAACUCAUACAAUGAUUGAUUGAAAGUUUCGGCA
Nelumbo nucifera (sacred lotus) is the source of this 1530-nucleotide messenger RNA. Lineage: Eukaryota; Viridiplantae; Streptophyta; Magnoliopsida; Proteales; Nelumbonaceae. The record is from RefSeq and is a predicted model, not a curated record.